AUGGAAAUCAGUUCUACUGAGAAUUCUAACUCCACCACUAACUGGUUGUGCGACUAUGAGUUGAUGGAUGAUAUCUCUGCCGUCUCGGCCGCAGCAAGCUUCCCCAGUCCUCCUCCGCAGCCGCUUGCCACCGCCACCGCCCCCACCGCCUUUGGCUUCUCCUGGUUCCCCAAAGCAUUCAGCUGUAGCUCUAAUGUUAGUUCGGAAUUGGACUGCUCUUUUGAGGAUUCUCAAGGCUUUAAGGAAGAAGGUCCUCGUAAACGCUUAAAGUCAGAGUCAUGUAAUACAUCUGGAUCUAAAGCAUGUCGAGAGAAGUUGCGCAGAGACCGACUAAAUGAGAGGUUCCUGGAACUGAGGUCUAUCCUUGAGCCAGGCAAGCCAUCAAAAACAGACAGACGUGCUAUUUUAUGCGAUGCUGUUCGAAUGGUAACUCAGCUGCGUCUUGAAGCUCAGCAGCUGAAGGAGUCAAACAAGGAUUUGCUGGAAAAGAUCAAAGAAUUGAAGGUUGAGAAGAAUGAGCUACGAGAAGAGAAAUUAAGGCUCAAGGCCAAUAAAGAGAAGCUCGAACUGCAAAUUAAAGCUUUGGCUGCACAACCCGCGUUAUUAGCCCAUCACUCUGCAAUGGGAGUUGCAUUUGCAAAGGAAGCAGGGAACAAGUUAAUGCCCUUCAUUGGUUAUCCUGGUGUUGCCAUGUGGCAGUUCAUGCAACCUGCUGUGGUUGACACAUCCCAGGAUCACGUGCUUCGCCCUCCUGUUGCAUAA
This is a messenger RNA of Fraxinus pennsylvanica, 762 nucleotides long. The record is from the annotation of a GenBank genome assembly. Lineage: Eukaryota; Viridiplantae; Streptophyta; Magnoliopsida; Lamiales; Oleaceae.